This is a messenger RNA of Vollenhovia emeryi, 1455 nucleotides long. RefSeq names its product neurofilament heavy polypeptide-like. NCBI's taxonomy places the organism in Eukaryota, Metazoa, Arthropoda, Insecta, Hymenoptera, Formicidae. Bases 79 to 1338 code for a protein of 419 amino acids. The record is from RefSeq and is a predicted model, not a curated record. The transcript is spliced from 2 exons.
CACGCGGUCGGGCCAGCGAGACCAGCAACAGUUAGCAGCGGCGGCGAGCCAGGCGGUCGUGAGAGCAGUCGGAGGCAAAUGGCACCGCGCAGGCAGGCGAAGCAACCGGCGGUGGAGAGCGUCGUGGUAGCCGCUGCCGACGGCAAUGUGACGCCGCCGAAGAAGAGGAAAACCGCGGCAAAGCCGGCGGCCGCGUCUGCAGACGAGCCGAGGUCGGCUAAGGGCAGGGGCCGGCAGGCGAAGGCGGGGGAGGUGGCCGCGGUGGCUAGCGGGUCCACGUUUUCGCCAAAGAAGUUGCGCAGCAGGGUGAAAGCUGCCCCCAGCGCUGCCACUGCCGUUGCCCCCAGCGCGGCCACUGCCGCUGCCUCAAAGACUCGUGGCGGCAAGACCGCGGCGACUGCGAAAAAGGCGGGAACCAAGACCGCCGCGGCAAAGCCGAAGGCCAAGUCGCCGGUUGCCAGGAGGCAAAAGACCCGGGACGAGGUCGGCGCCGGGGAUUCUGCCGGCAAGAAGAGCACUGCCAAGAGCCCCGCGAAGAAGAAGACGACGACUCGUCGUAAGAAAGCGGCCGAGGAGAGCGACGCGCCGACACUGCCCGCCGCGAAGACACCUAGAAAACGGAAGAAUGUAGAGAACGCGGGCGAAGCCGCUGCAGAGGCGCAGGCCGCCAAGGAGGAGGGGCUCGCCAGCAAGAAACCACGCGGCCAGCCAAAAGCUGAUAGUGCGACCACGACGAUGCCCAAGAGGAGACCUAAGAAAACUCCUGCGAAAGAGGUUCCCGAACCACCGCUGGAGGAGGCAAAGAUCAAAAAACGAAGUAAGGAGCAAGGUGCAGCUGUACAAGAAACCAAUUCAAAAGCCAAGACUGCAAAGAAGGGAAGUGCAAGAAAGGCUGCUCCCAGGGGGAAAAAUGCUGUUGCAGAAAAGAUCGACGAGGCAGAAGAGGCGGCAACAUCUGAAGUCGACAUCAGACAGAAUGGAGAGGCACAGGAGGUGGAGCCUAAACAAAAAAAGCGAAAUGCGGGGAGAGUGAAUGCGGCGAUGAACGGAAAGGUCGAGGCGAAGAAGGAGGAACAGUUGAAGGGUCAAGUGGCUGCUGCGCCUGUUGAGGAGAAAGAUGCGUCGAACGAUGUAAUCGCUGAGAAUGAAGAGAAUGAAGAGAAAGAAAUGAAUGCGGCGCCAGAAAUAGACGAGAAUGGCACGAAGGUUGAUAGUGCCUCGGUACUCUCGCCGGACGAAAACAAAACAAACGAGGUCGAUACUAGUGUUGACUUGAUCAAAGAUGAGUCUGACACAUCAACAGAAGUGGAAAGGGCGGGGAAUUACCUGUGCUUUUAAAAAAAACUACAGAACUUGUUGAGGGAUAGAACGUAUAUGGGCUUGUAAUAAGCGUAAUAUGAAAAUGUUACCGGAAAAUACGUUUCGAGCAAAAUAUAUUUUUUUAAAGAUGUCUUA